Molecule: messenger RNA, 1621 nt
Organism: Paecilomyces variotii
Lineage: Eukaryota; Fungi; Ascomycota; Eurotiomycetes; Eurotiales; Thermoascaceae
Product: putative glutamate 5-kinase
Exons: 5
Coding region: 108-1427 (439 amino acids)
Cellular component (GO): cytoplasm; cytosol
Molecular function (GO): glutamate 5-kinase activity; ATP binding; RNA binding
Source: RefSeq, a predicted model, not a curated record
CUCCGAACGGUCCCUUCGCUUCAGAAUUCAUGCGAUGGACUAGUGAUUCAAUUAAAAGUUGAACCCUUUUUUUCUUUACGAAUUGUCUUAUAUACUGCGCCGUGGGGAUGGAUGAAAAUGCCACAAGAGACUCGGGAAGUCUCACAAUCGUUAUAAAAUUGGGCACAAGCUCUAUCGUCGACGAGAAUAGCCAUGAACCAAUCCUUUCUAUAUUGACAUUGAUUGUCGAAACGGCCGUCAAAUUACGUAGGGAUGGACAUAGGGUCAUUCUGGUUUCAUCGGGCGCCGUUGGCGUAGGAUUGCGGCGGAUGGAUGUAGAGAAAAGACCGAAGCAUCUUCCUCGAAUACAGGCAUUGGCGGCUGUUGGUCAAUGUAGACUCAUGAGCCUGUGGGAUAGUCUAUUUGCACAUCUUAGACAGCCCGUGGCGCAAAUUCUCUUAACACGAAAUGACAUUGCAGACACAACUCAAUAUCUCAAUGCCCAAAAUACAUUUUCGGAACUCUUGAACAUGGGAGUAAUCCCUAUCGUGAACGAGAACGAUACUUUGGCAGUUGCAGAAAUCAAAUUCGGAGAUAAUGAUACCCUCUCGGCAAUUACUGCAGCCAUGGUGAAAGCAGAUUAUCUUUUCCUCAUGACAGACGUUGACUGUUUGUACACGGCAAACCCACGGACUAGUCCAGAUGCAAAACCCAUUGAAGUCGUCUCUGAUAUAUCUGCUCUGCAAGCCGACGUCUCAACAGCCGGCUCUGCUCUGGGAACCGGUGGCAUGAGUACGAAGAUUGUCGCUGCCAAAUUGGCAACCAGUGCUGGCGUGACAACGGUCAUUACUCGAAGUUCAAAACCCGGCAAUGUCCACGAAAUUGUUAGAUACCUUCAGCGACUCAAAGAUACACUGAUAAGCUCGCCCCAGCUUGACAGAGGUUCGGACGCCAAGCUUGAAGAUGUGUCCGACAUACCAAGAGCACCUCUUCACACUCGUUUCCUGCCCUCCGCCACACCAGUCCAGUCUCGUUCAUUCUGGCUACUUCAUGGCCUUAAGCCCCACGGAACAGUCUACAUAGACCAAGGCGCAUACAAUGCGUUGCAAAACAAAGCAGGUCUUCUCCCGGCUGGUGUGGUAGGAGUCGAGGGUCACUUUGCUCAACAGGAAGCAGUCAAGCUAGCAGUUGUUGAGAAGCGCGCUUCAUCUGCACUGGACGGUGAUUUCAUGCACCACGGAGAGGAGCCAAAAGAGGUGGGGAGAGCGCUGGUCAAUUAUGGAAGUGCGGAGAUCCUUCGGAUCAAGGGGGUGCGAAGCACGCAGAUCCAGUCUAUCUUGGGUUACGCCGAUAGCGAAUAUGUUGCUCUUCGAGAAAACAUAUCCUUUUUCGAGGCACCAAGUCGUUCUGCCACCCCGUCAUCAUUCGAGAGACUAGCACACCGAUAAUCGAUACCCGUGACGAGAGGCCAAGCAUGGACGCUGCGCCAGAUUUUUUGGAAGAUCAUCCGCCCUCCACGUAAGGACUGGCAUGUACGACUCAGCAGGCCUGAGAUUGAACAUACCACCAUUACGUAGUAUAGUGUCGUGCAAGCAUCUUAAGGAGGUCGGUAUAUGACUGCUCUCUAAGAUGACAUAUAACG